AUGAUCUUGGUAAUACUGUCUUGCAUUAUCGCUAAUGCUAUAGGAGCUGACUAUACUUUGCCUGGACUAUGUCCAAAAGUGAAAGCUUUUGAAAAUAUAGAUUUUAUGAAGUUUACAGGUAUUUGGUACACUGCUGCCGUCUUUGUCAGUGAUGGUCGUCUCACAUAUGAUUGCUCGAUCUUAGACUUUCAAGAGGACAACCUGGGUUAUACUUUGAGAGAAACUUUUGUGGAUAUAGACUAUGGCGAUCGUAUUCAAAAAUCUUAUUUUGCUAGGAUCGAUAGCACUAAAAAUACUGCAGUUAAAGAAGCGAGAUACAUUAUUAGCCACACAGAGAACGACAAAGUGCUGCAUUUCCCGUUUGCCAUCCUUUCAACGGACUACAAUAGCUACGCCCUUGUAUACACAUGCAGAGCUAUGAAGAAGAAGAAAGAAAAAAAUCAUUACAUAUACGCCUCUGUUCUCUCCCGGUCUAAACAAACAUUUGAUCAAAAUAAGGUCGAAAAUAUCGUAGCUGAAUUCACGGAGUUAUCGGAAAACUUGUUUAUCCUAAAGGACUUUGCUGACAAAACUUGCAGUUAUAAUGUUAAAAAACCUGUUGAAACAUUCACUGAUAAUUUUUGGUAA
This is a messenger RNA of Hyposmocoma kahamanoa, 627 nucleotides long. Its product is annotated as lopap-like. NCBI's taxonomy places the organism in Eukaryota, Metazoa, Arthropoda, Insecta, Lepidoptera, Cosmopterigidae. Gene Ontology annotation, biological process: symbiont-mediated perturbation of host defenses. The transcript is spliced from 4 exons. The coding region runs from base 1 to 627 and encodes 208 amino acids. The record is from RefSeq and is a predicted model, not a curated record.